UUGGGACUAUAAUUGGGACUAUAACUGGGACUCUCACUAACCCGCGGGCGAGGCUUUGGAUAUUUUCCUUCUUGCCACGGCCCACUAGCAAAAAAAGCCGAACCGCCAUGCCAUUUCCAGAACCAUGAACCGCCUCGUAACAGUCGGGUUAUCCCGAGCCUCAGUCGUGGUAAGAGGGGGAUGCGACACUCCCGUCUGCAGAUAAGACGGAGCUGGAACAGGCCUAACCCAUAACCAAUCAUGUUAGCAGUUUGGGCAGCACUGCCGAUCUGCUUCCCCAACAGUUACCCGCAUCCGUCCCACCUCUCGAGGCGUUAACAUUUUCUGUAGAUAGCCUGGCCUCCCCUCCCCUCAUCCCACUCCUAUCCCUAUCCCGUCAAAUCGUGCGGAUCGAGAUUUGAUUUCUCAACUAUUGACUGCGGAGGGCUCAUAAAAGUAGAUUAGCGUCAUUAUUGCGACUGCACAUUGCCGAAAUGGAAGCUCUGGCUGCAGGUCGGGCUGGUCAGCAACGUCCUCCAAUUCGUCAGCAUGGGAUAUAGGGUAUUAUCCGCAUCAAAGGAUAUGUAUGGAGCCGGCAACGAAUCGAGCCAGUCAAACAAGGACGUCGAGUUUAUCACCAGGGAGAUGAAACGCCUAAAUCUAAGCCUAGAGGAGGAAUUCCCGACGCUGUGGAUGACAGGUUAAAGAAGAGGCUCUACGGAGACUAACCGCGGAGUGCAGAAGGUGGUCUAACGAUAUGCUUGCACUGCUCAACCGUCUGAAGAACGAAAAUCCCAACAGCAGGCUCGAGGCGUUCAGAGCGGCUUUGCGGAAUCACAGGAUGAGGCACGAGAGGGAUCGACUUGAAAGAGGCCCCAACAGUUGUCGGAAGCAACUCGAUCUCCAGAUAGCUAGUAUGUCUAGGUAGGUAUAGUAGCGAGAAGGUUCUAUGUAUAUGGAGAUUCUACGGCAUUAGUUGACCGGUUAUGAUUAUGAUAGGUCAGAUAUCAUCAGAGGGCUUCAGGAAUUGAUCACGUCAGCGAAUUCAACUAACCAAGAU
Molecule: messenger RNA, 1039 nt
Organism: Daldinia vernicosa
Lineage: Eukaryota; Fungi; Ascomycota; Sordariomycetes; Xylariales; Hypoxylaceae
Exons: 1
Coding region: 737-907 (56 amino acids)
Source: RefSeq, a predicted model, not a curated record